Molecule: messenger RNA, 1382 nt
Organism: Astyanax mexicanus (Mexican tetra)
Lineage: Eukaryota; Metazoa; Chordata; Actinopteri; Characiformes; Acestrorhamphidae
Gene: aven
Product: apoptosis, caspase activation inhibitor
Exons: 6
Coding region: 16-1038 (340 amino acids)
Biological process (GO): negative regulation of G2/M transition of mitotic cell cycle
Source: RefSeq, a predicted model, not a curated record
CUGAGCGCUUCAGUGAUGGAAGGCAGGGGCGGCAGAGCGCGCGGCGGGCAGUGGAGGAGAGGCGUCGGCGGCGGCGGCGGCGGAGGAGGGGCGCAGGACGCGGGGGUCCCGGGGGAGCGGAGAGGCCGCGGGAGAGGCGGCCAUCACCGGGGGAGAGGGAAAAGAGACCAUUACCGGGGGAGAGGACGAGGAGGAGCUGAGGGACCUGUCAGGUUCUUCUCUAACAGGGACCAAGAGGAACAGGAUGAUAAAGAAAACUUUGAAGAAGAGAUGCCAAACUUUUACUCCAGGAGAAAACUGGAGUCUAACUGGGACCGUUAUGAGGAAACGGAGAAAGAGGAAGCCAAUGAUGAUAUUCCAAUAUCCAGAGGAACAGACUACCAUGUCCUCCUCAGUUCAGCUGGAGACUCCUUCACACAGUUCAGGUUCUCUGAGGAGAAGGACUGGGAGAUGGACUUACUAGUAGUCAAUCAGGUACCUGCUAUGUUUGUGAAUUUGGAAGCUUUAGCCCAGUCUCUUCAGGAACUGCCGCUGCACAAGAGACUCAACCUGGAGGCGGAGCUUACUCAGGUAACAGCCCCUGUGGAACUCCCCUCAGUGGGCACUCUGCACAAAUUAGAUGCUAAAGUUGUAGGUGGGUUUAAGCCUCCUGCAGCUCCUUGUACGGGUCGAGAGCCGGCUUUGGGAGUUCCCUGCCCUGUUAAACCUGUUUCAGGCACCGGCUCUUUCUCCCAGGCCUCCACUGCUGUCAUAGACCCUGAGAAUGAAGAGGAGGAACUGGAUAUUCUUCUAGGUCUGCAGAAACCCGUCACAGAGCUUUCUUUAUCAGAGCCCACAACAUCAAAUACAGCAGAUGAGGAGUCAGCAAGUCCAGAGAAAGCAUCAGCUGUUAAAGAAAAGGAUGAAGAUGUGGUUGACGUUGACGAGGCUGAGAGGAGUCAGCAGACAGCAGAAGAGUUAAAGCCCAAAAGUGACUCAGUAAAGAAGGAGAUAACUGAAGAGGAUCUGGAAGACUGGCUAGACAGCAUGAUCUCCUGAAGCAGCAGAGGUAGUGCUGAAAUGGGAUUGGCAUUCUGGACAGCGACACUAAUAGCUUUAAAGGUGUGCCAAAUCCUGCUGGUAACGGCUCAUCUCUGAGCUGCCAACAACUUUCAACUGUCUGGAUAAACAACACCUAAUGGCCUGCUACUGACUACUGGCUAAAGUUUAUAAUUUUAAACCAACAGGAGGAAAGUGUUCUUUAAAAUGUUUGAACUGUUGUACAGCAUGUUCCAAAACUGCUCCAACACGGAUUAUCAGUGCAGUAAAUGAGGUGGGAUUUAUUGCAUUGCUUACUUUAUUGUUUUUCCCUUUCCCCAAAUAAAAUACAUUUCAAUUCACAA